This is a messenger RNA of Cantharellus anzutake, 2110 nucleotides long. Its product is annotated as S-adenosyl-L-methionine-dependent methyltransferase. Bases 202 to 1647 code for a protein of 481 amino acids. Gene Ontology annotation, molecular function: methyltransferase activity. Lineage: Eukaryota; Fungi; Basidiomycota; Agaricomycetes; Cantharellales; Hydnaceae. The transcript has 15 exons. The record is from RefSeq and is a predicted model, not a curated record.
GGCCAGAUGUGUUUGGGGCGAACUGCAAUGCAAUCGCUUUACACUGGUGGUGCGCAGCAUGCUGAGCGCACUGGCGUGCGGGCGAAGGAGUGAAGCUAUUGGGAAAGUUGCCGAACAGGGAUUAGGAGACGCACUUCUACCUACCCUUAUGUUUUCCAGAGCCGGGUAAGCGCUGAGUGGAGGCGCCUUGUACUGAAGAGUAUGGGACCAAUAAUACGCCUGGCGGAAGCCGUGACAGAGGUCGAUAUUAUUCAGGGUCCACGGCUGAUAUCUCAAAUAUUGAUCAUUUUUUUUGUUUCCGCCCCAAACCUCUUCUGGGGACUCAACAUCAUGAACGAGGACGAAGAGCUCUGGGGUGAUCCGGGGCCGUCGGACCAUAGAGGAUCGAUGGUUUCCAUGGUCCACCCUAAAACAACCAACAACACCUCUGUCCACCAUGACGAGGCAGACUCGGAAGAUGGGGGGAGCGAGGGUUCCGUCCAUCCUUAUGAAUCUGAAACCGAUGAAGCGAGGUUUUUCAUCGUUCGCGACGGGAGGAGGUACAAUGAUACCAGUCAACUGUAUCCUCUCCCAGCAGGUGAGGAGGAAUGGGACAGACUAGCGGACCUCCACAAGAUCCACAAGAUCUGUUUAGGUAGCCUCUACCAAGCCUCGACAACUGUUGAAAACCUGCUGGCAGAUGAAGAAGGGGAGGAGAAACGUAUCCUAGAUUGUGGAUGUGGAGGGGGAGAAUGGGUGAUUGAAAUGGGGUUGAAAUUCCCUCACGCAAAGGUUGUUGGGGUCGAUCUUGCACCUGGAUCCAUCAGGGAUCAAAUGCCCACAAAUUGCCGGUUCGAAUUUGACGACGUCAAUAAACCAUUAAAUCACUUGUAUGGUAAAUUUGAUGUUGUGCAUGCUAAGUCAUGUUUUCUGGGGAUCGCCAAUUACCAGCACUUCCUGAACGAAAUGGCCCAAUGCCUGAAGCCAGGGGGUAUAGUACUCAUAGUGGAAAGUCCAUUGCGAUUGAUGGUACCGGCAAUGGCAUCAGCAAACAGUGUAUUCGUCGGAAAUUGGCUAGCACGGAUGUUUGAGGUGGUAGAAAACUCGAUCCAAGGCAAUGGAUUGGAUACCAUAGCGAUUGACAGCCUGCAAACGUUGAUGGAAGGGCAUCCCCAACUCGAAAAUGAGGAGUCCUUUGUUGUCAACAUCCCGGUAGGUCCAUGGACUAUGGCAGAAACUCAAUAUCUAGGGGAAGCCAGUGAGUUCAUCGGGGGACUAAUGCAAGAAAAUGUUGUGCGGCUGGUCCAGGCGCUGAGGAACGUCCUUCUCCAAGCCGGACAUCAUCCACGAUUGGCAGAUGAAUGGUUGACAUCAGUUACACAAGCGAUCACAUCUCCUUCAGCAAGGCUCAUCUCAACCUGGAAAUACUUUUGUGCAACCCGCGUGGCGGAUAUGGAUGUGCACUUGGAUGCAGGGGCAGAGGAGGGAGAAGAGGAGGGAGAAGAGGACGAAGAGGAGGAUGAAGAGGAUGAAGAGGGAGAAGAGGAUGAAGAUGAAGAGGACGAAGAGGGAGAAGGGGACGAAGAGGAAGAGGAGAUGUUGCGAAGGGGCCAAUGUCUAGAGUGGGUUCGACGUCACUCGACUUCUGGAAUCCCGAACAGACCGUGACCAGUGGCGUGAUAGCCACUCAACGAACACAGCCUCGCCCCGCGCAUACACGCAUCCUCUUCCUACCCUCCCAUCGAAGCAUGCAGCGCUCACAUCGGAGUCAUAUGUGUAACUCCCACAUCAACAGAGUCCCGGACUCGGAGCACCAUGCUAUCAUGGGCGGGGUUGUACGUAUUGAGAUCUAGUUGAGACGGCCUGGGGCACAUCCAAGAACCCGCCUUCCGGGAAAGAUGUCAAGCUCAACCCUAGAUCCGCCAUGAGCUGCGUCAUUUGUUCGAUUUGUACCGCAAUCGUUCUUUUUGUCUUGGACGAAACUAGCAACGCAGGAGUGGGAAAGCAUCCCGGAUGAUAUUGUUUGAGCAUGGCAGCAAUUAGACGUUCCGCUUCUACCUUCUCUUCUUGCCUGGCUGCAAUGUAUCGCUUACUCAUAACAAUCAGAAUUACGAAAUAGGACGAAAAUGGG